Molecule: messenger RNA, 4989 nt
Organism: Neoarthrinium moseri
Lineage: Eukaryota; Fungi; Ascomycota; Sordariomycetes; Amphisphaeriales; Apiosporaceae
Exons: 3
Coding region: 1-4989 (1662 amino acids)
Source: RefSeq, a predicted model, not a curated record
AUGCGUUUCUCUUUGCUUGCCUUCGUCUUCCUGAAGACAUGUCAGGCGUUCACGUCGCCUGAUAUAUACUCGAUUACACAGCCUGCGGGAUCGAGUCCGGAUCCAGGGGUGAACAGCCAGCCGGCCACCGUCCCAAGUCAGUCGAGACACGCUACCGGACCGGCCUCGGGCUUGAAUAUCUUCUUGCCUGAUUAUACCCAAGACCCUAAUUGGCUCCCGUUGGUCGAUUCCCUCAAGACGGUUGGUAUACAAGUCAAGGUUACCCAGAACCUCGAUAUCUCUUCCCACUGCAGGACUCUCCUCGUCUACACCUCUCAUGAUGUGGUCUACACGCCAAGCACGGCAGAGAUCGCCAAUCUCACGUCCUUUGUCAGCAACGGGGGCAGGCUUAUCUUUAUGAGCCAGGUCCCCACGGCUCUGCAUGCACUUGCUGGCGUUUCGGCGGCAAAAGUGAACACAGCAGGCACGAGGUCCAUUAUGCAAUUGACCAACACGGAGACCACCGUACAGGCCCUCCAAGGUUUUGAUUUUGCAGACUACUACGAUAUCAGCAUGCCAUUUUAUGAGAACUAUACACAAACGGGUCUCAAAAAUGUUGGCUAUACGCCCGUCAGCGGGUCGCAGACUUUGGCCAAAUACCUCGUUCGAAGCUACGUAAACAGCGCCGCGGUGGAUAGUGCAGACACGUCUGCUACGAGCGCCGCAAUCGUCAAGUACCAACCUUCGGGUGCGAGCGGAUAUGUGUACAGCUUCGGAAUAGACCUUGGAUAUCUCUACAUCUCAGCCCAAAACGAACAGGGUGGCUACUCGGAGAAUUACGAUGGGUACUAUUACCCCGGCUACGAUAUUGGAACUCGGAUCAUAAAGAAUAUCUUGUCUUCCAGCGACCACUUCGUGAGCUUGUGGAGCGUCCCCAAUAAUAUGGGUAUCGCAUUCACCACCACGUGGGAUAUCGAUACCUACAUUUCGUAUCCGCACGGACAGGGCAUUGCAGCUGCAGCUCAGGACAGGGGCGCUGCUGGAAACCUCAACCUCCACGUCAAAUACAUCUCGGACAGCUAUGAGAACGCGUAUUUCCAAUACGGUGUCCCGUAUAUCUAUCAGAUCACUGGUUUCCGAACGGCGCCUGACGGCUACCCAUACAUAGAUUUCGGCAGCCACACAGUCAGUCACUCGCCUAAUGCGGCUCAAUUUCCUUAUGGAACCCUUUCCGAGCAAUAUGUUCUUGGAUCAACCUCGGGCUACUCGCCCGCGAUUCACCAGUGCGGGACAGGUCUUUCGGACGGGACGCCUGACAAUGGGGAGACCUGCAUAAAAGGAGGAACCAGUGGGCUUUCUUUUUGGACCUCUGGCGCGUCUGCUUCUGGAGAAGUCCGUGUGAGCGCGUUUCUGAUCCGGUAUCUCCUGAACGACGUUUUCAAGACGAACUACAAUCUUACCACCUAUCGCCCUGGCAACCUUGCUUGGAACAAGUAUCAGUCCUCUCUCUGCGUCGCCAACGGGUUCAUUGGUGGAUCUUCUUGCUCAGGCAACAGUCAUCUUACACACCUCCCAUUUCAAGUCGGGCACAACCGCGAGCCGUACCAGGAACUUCCCUACUAUGAAUUUCCGCUUCAAUGGUCAGACGGCGAUGGAAACAUGAGCAGUGCUGACUUUCCUGGCUCUGACUUCCGGAACCAAAUGACUGAUAUCAAGAAGAUGGCACGCUAUGGUGGUCACUAUAAUAUUCUGAUCCAUCCCUCGGAUGCGUUGUUUGACAAGAUCCAAAUUCAGCGAGCGCUUCAUGACGCUGUGCGCCCGUUCGCAGCCUACUUCAACCAAACCGGAAUUGCGAACUGGUGGACCAAUCGAGACCGAGCGUUCGUGGACCUCACUUCGACUAGCAACUCAUCGGUCACCAUGACGGUUCGUCUUGAUGGUCCUGCAGAAGGCCUGACGUUGAACGUACCAAAGAGUUAUGUCUUUCAAUCCGCGACGGGGUCGCUCUCGGUCUGCCAGCAACCGUCAUACGAUACAUUUACUAAUGCCAUCGUCCUUCGCAACACAGCGCAGGGGACAUAUACACUCACUUUCUCCAUCAACAAGAGCACAUCCACAGCAUCUACCUGUCCGGAUUUUACUGUCCAACCGGCUACGGAAUGCGUUGCCUGGGAUGUCGCCAUUGACGACUUCUUGGAGCCUUACUUUUACAACAAAGGCAUAAAUCUCCUCCUUUUAGAAACUGUCGAAACCGGUCUGGUAUCCAACAUUGUGGACGGCACGCUCCAGCUCAGUGCGGACACCAACUCUGGAGUCAACAGCUACUAUACCGAGAUUUCACGCUUCUGCUUCAAUGCCUCAGUCUACACCCAUAUGUUCUUCGAUAUGGUUGCUCCAGUUGGAAGUAGCUUCUCCGUUCAGCUGGUUUCGUAUGACUCUGGAUGCAACACAGAGCAGCCGAGCGAGACUUACUUGGAUGUCAGUGAUUACGCCGACUUCGAUGGGACCAACCAUACUGUGCAGAUCCAGUUGAGCGAUUUUGUCGGACAAGAUUUCCUCAAUGUUCGAGGCAUUAAAAUCGUGAAUAUUUCGCCAGCUAACACCCCAGUCUACAUCGACAACAUCAAGCUCCAGAAGCGAUGUACCACCGCGCCGGGAGAUGACAUGACGGACGGGCUCGCCAUCGAAUCUUUCCAGAACGUGGAUCGAUGGAUUACCGGCAUCAACAACAUUUUCGGCCAAACCGACCACGACAAUUCCAUGGCUUCCGCCAAACUCGCGGAGCUGGGGAAGAUGCAGCUGGUCCCAGCUAAUGCGGGCUCGUACUUUUACACGAGCACUGUCACGGAUGGAGUCAACCUCAAUGCUACGGGCUACGACUCAGUCUCUCUCAAUGUGCGCGGCCCCUCCGGUGGCUCGUUCGAUGUGGUUGUGACUUCUGGCUCUGGAAACAGCAACUCCACCGUCAAUACAGCUACCGUCGCCACUUUCAGCUCCUCCAGCUUUGUGAACGUCACAAUUCCCUUGUCGUCGUUCAGCGGACUCAAUUCCGACUCCGUCAGUAAGAUCACGCUGCGGAAUUUCACGCCCAAUGGUGGCUCUGCCGCUAGCAACACAUUCACCGUGAGAUGGAUCUCACUCCUGGGCGGGCCCAGCGUGGUUGACGCAGAUGAUCGCUGCCAGUCUGCCAACGGCUAUGUAGUGCUAGACUUCUGUAACACCAUGGAGUUCAAAACACAAACCAAUGCCCUGGGCGCUCCUUUCUCAGACGACAACACGAUGCAGUACUACAACCAGACUACCAAGGGACGUAUCAAUCUUGUCGCCAAAGACUCAACGUCGUACUUCUACUCGCUAUUCAAUACGACUGCUUGCGCGACUCUCGAUUCCACCAACACAGGAAUUCUCCUCACUGUCUCCGGGCCCCAGGGUGCCACCGCCGACAUUGGGUUCAGACACGGCGGUACGGGAUGCAAGUUGAACCAACGAAGUGACUUCAUCUCCAUUACUUUCAAUACAGCACCGACGCAGCUCACUAUACCUUUCUCCCGUUUCCCAUCCCCGUUCAAUACACAGUAUCUCCAGUCGUUCAUUAUGACCAACUUCAACACUCCCGGCGCCGUCUAUCACAUUCACUCUUUGGUCUUCAUUGGAGCAGACACUGUCCCGGGCUGCGCGCUUUGCUCAGAUACAAUCGUCGAUACCUGCACAUUCGUAUCAACGGUUCCGCGAACCAACCUGCUGUCUGGCGAGAUUAGCGACGAGGGGUCUCUCACCUCUUACUCUGUCGCCAGCGACUAUGGCCUUUCUCUUGGCACCAACUCCGAUGCCUAUUGGUAUUCCGUGUUCGGUACCAAUGGCUGCUACAACGCUACCAACGCAACGGGUAUCCAGCUCUCCGUUGCAGCUCCUGCAAACACCACUUUCCUAGUAGCUCUCCGUUGGAUGACCAACGCAGCAUGCACAACCGUCUCGUCGGCGUCCACAGUUCCCAUCACAACCUAUGUUUCUUUCACUGGUAACGCUACGAGCUCAAGAUACCAACUCGCCCAGAUCCCCUUCACUGCAUUCUCAGGCAUCAACGUCGGCAGACUGAACAGCAUCGCUAUCUCUGGCUUCAGCCCUUCGGGUGUUGCUGUGCGUGUGGGUUGCGUCAGUCUUGCGACGUUCACCGCUACCGUCGAUGACUCGGCUGCCUGUAGCAGCUGCCCGACUACGGCAUGGCUCAACUACUGCGCCUCUGGAUCCGCAAGCAAAAAUGCCCAAGGCGGCGUACAGAGUGAUGACGGCACUAUGAGGUCUACCCCUGCCAUCUCGAAUGGUGCGCUACUUUUGAAGCCGGCAGCAAGCGAUUCUUACUGGUACUCGCUCAUGAACUGCAUGGACGUCUCCUCGUACGACACCCUCUACAUCAACGUCACCGCCUCCGCGGGCUCCUCGUUCAGCGUGAGGUUACAGAGUAGCAGCAACGCCUGCGCAGACGCGAGCCAGAUCCAAUCAGCCUCCGUCAAGAGCAUAAGCUACGGUACGAUGACAGGCAGCUCCGUGGUCCUCGCUAUACCGCUGUCAGCGUAUACCUCGCAGAACAGCGCCAUCAAGCUGAGCGCCCUGUAUGCUAUUGUCCUUGAAUCUUUCAGCUCUGGCAACCCGACCUUGAGUUUGAAUUGCGCAUACUAUGGGAUUGGCGCUUCGGUGAAUAGUACCGUGGUUGCGAAAACCGUAGCCAGCUCGAGCAUGAGUGCAUCCACGCAAAGUGUCUCUAGCAAAUCCGGCACGACCUCGUCGAGCAAGGCAACGAGCACUUCUACCAAGGCCACGAGCACUUCUACCAAGGCCACGAGCACUUCUACCAAGGCCACGAGCACUUCUACCAAGGCUACGAGCACUUCUACCAAGGCUACGAGCACUUCUACCAAGGUUACGAAAACCUCCACCAAGGCUACGAGUACUUCUACCAAAGCUACGAAGAAAGCUCGGCACACUCACGGACACUCUCACAAACACGCUUAA